This is a messenger RNA of Fragaria vesca subsp. vesca, 2262 nucleotides long. Its product is annotated as poly(A) RNA polymerase GLD2-like. The transcript is spliced from 9 exons. Gene Ontology annotation, molecular function: RNA uridylyltransferase activity. NCBI's taxonomy places the organism in Eukaryota, Viridiplantae, Streptophyta, Magnoliopsida, Rosales, Rosaceae. The coding region runs from base 223 to 1872 and encodes 549 amino acids. The record is from RefSeq and is a predicted model, not a curated record.
AACUCGUAAGCAAAGUACCAACUUCUCUGGGAAAAGAAGCAGCAGGGAGAGAGAGAGAGAGAGAGAGACAGAGAGAGUCCACUCUCACCUCUCUGCGUUGACCUCGUCAUCUUUCCCGCCUCCACUCACAAGCCAUUCAAGCCUUCUUCCUCUUCACCAAAUCACGCUACUUCGCCCAGGUCUACUCCAGACUCAAGCAGGGGUUGAGUGGCUGAAAGUAACAUGGAGAAUACUCUCAAGGUGAUACUACGUGCUGUUGAACCCUCGCCCACGGAUCGAGAAAUACGGUGGCAAAUUCUUCGGGAGCUACAAGGAGCUGUUGAGUCUGUAGAAAGCUUAAGAGGUGCAACAGUGGAGCCAUUUGGAUCAUUUGUGUCAGAACUUUUUACCCGAUGGGGAGACUUGGAUGUUUCAAUUGAGUUCUCUAAAGGCUCAUGCAUUUCUUCUCAUGGGAAGAAGCACACAAAAGAUGUACUAAGAGAUGUAAUGAAGGCUAUGAGAGUGAGAGGUGGAUGGAACUUGUGUCAAUUCAUACCUCGAGCAAGAGUUCCCAUUCUGAUGGUCAAAAGCAAACUUAACGACAUCUCCUGUGAUAUUUCAGUCAAUAACCUGAAAGCCCAAAUGAAAUCGAAACUGUUGUUAUGGAUCAAUGAUAUAGACCCACGCUUUCAUGAUAUGGUUUUACUGGUGAAGGAAUGGGCAAAAGCACACAAUAUCAAUAAUUCAAAAUCUGGGACUUUCAAUUCAUACUCUCUGAGUUUGCUUGUGGUCUUCCAUUUUCAGACCUGUGCACCUGCCAUUCUACCACCUCUUCAAGACAUAUAUCGAGAAACUCUCACAGAUGAUCUUAAAGGCUUGAGAGAUGAUGCAGAAAGACGUAUUGAAAGUAGUUGUGUUGAGAACAUAAGAAGAUUUAAAGCAAGUAGAUUGAGAGCUCAGAAUAAAAGUUCUUUGUCUGAGCUUUUCAUUUCAUUCCUUCGGAAGUUCUCUGGCCUUAGUUCGAAGGCUGCGGAGUUAGGAAUUUGCACAUAUUCUGGAAAAUGGGAAGCCAUAGAAAGCAAUAUGGGAUGGUUGCCCAAAACUUAUUGUAUAUUGGUUGAAGAUCCUUUUGAUCGGCCAGAAAAUACUGCAAGAGGUGUCAGCUUAAGAGCAUUGAAUAGGAUCUCUGGAGUUUUUGAGAUGAGUCGCGACAGGCUAAUUGCAGCUAGUUAUAGUUCCUCCCUAGCCAUUGAGAGUUCCCUUCUCACCACACUAGUCCGACCACAAACGCUAAAUCAUAUUAUGAGGAACCUAGGUUACAAUAUUGAGAACCACCAGACAACUCAUCCACAACACAUCAUGGCUGAGAGCUCACAUUCCCGAACCACAAGACAUUAUAACGGCCCCCCAAAACCUAAUGGUCCUUACCGUCCUUAUGUACCAGAGUUGGUGCCCCCAAGGGAUUAUCAUAACCGGCCCCAGAAAUUAAAAGGUCCUUAUGUACCAGUGUUGGAGUCCCCAAAGAAUUAUAGCGGCCAACAGAAACCAACUGGUCCUUAUGUGCGAGAGUUGGUAGACUCAUCCCCACAAGUACAUCAACAACUAAGGAAGUCAGUGCAGUCAUCCUCACAAGUAAAACGACAGAUACAGAAGCCGAUGCACUCAUCCCCACAAGUAAAACAACAAAUACAAAAGCCGGCGCACUCAUCCUCACAAGAACAACCGCUUGUACGUGAGUCUGUGCACUCAACCUCACAAGUACAAUCCCCACUUCAGAAAAAGAAGAAAGAGAAGGCACACCAAUCACCACUUCAGAAAAUGAAGCCAGAGAAUGCACCAAUGCUACAGACGUAUCAGGAAUGGAGACCAAAGAAACCAGGAAUGCAGUUAUGAUGUGACUUUGGGUGUUGAAAUAACUUUCGCUGCUGGUUUUGGUAAGGUAAAAAAUGUAGAGAACCUUUCCAGUUAUGUUUAUAAUGAUCAUUUUUUAGGAGCGAAGGUUUUUGUCAAAAUGAUUUCAAGGUUUUGGUCAUUCUCCAGCACAGAUGAGCCGUUUGGUUCGAGCAUGAUAGAUAAGUAAGAUGGAAGUUUCAUCAAGUUAUCUUGGAACAAGAGUAGUCUGAUCGCAGUGUCGAAUUAGUUUCCGAUAUUUAUUUUGAUCAGGAGAACUAGUUUCUGAUCUACCGGAAUAGCUUGAUAGUUUUCAUGCUCGGAAAGAUGUUCACUUGAUCCUGUGUACAUUCAAUUACUCAUUAUUCAAUGGAAAUGACAAGAAGAAAAUGG